AUGUUGGGUGUCUUGGGGGUCGUGAAGGGUGUCUUUGGGUCCUCUGAUGAAGAAGCUGUUAACCAAGCAGCUGAUGAAGAAGCUGUCAACCAAGCAGCUGAUGAAGAAGCUGUUAACCAAGCAGCUGAUGAAGAAGCUGUCAACCAAGCAGCUGGUGAAGCUGUUAACCAAGCAGCUGAUGAAGAAGCUGUCAACCAAGCAGCUGAUGAAGAAGCUGUUAACCAAGCAGCUGGUGAAGAAGCUGUUAACCAAGCAGCUGAUGAAGAAGCUGUUAACCAAGCAGCUGGUGAAGAAGCUGUUAACCAAGCAGCUGGUGAAGAAGCUGUUAACCAAGCAGCUGGUGAAGAAGCUGUUAACCAUGCAGCUGGUGAAGAAGCUGUUAACCAAGCAGCUGGUGAAGAAGUUGUUAUAUAA
Molecule: messenger RNA, 414 nt
Organism: Procambarus clarkii (red swamp crayfish)
Lineage: Eukaryota; Metazoa; Arthropoda; Malacostraca; Decapoda; Cambaridae
Source: RefSeq, a predicted model, not a curated record